AUGAGCGACCAUAAGAGACAGCGAAGCAACGAGUCGGGUCUCUUCCGACCACGCUCAACCCGCCGCGCAAAAUCGCUAGACUCUUCUAGCUUGCACUGGUCACGGCACGAUGCAACUACUUCACAAGCCCAUCGGAGACAGCUGCGGCGUCUCGCGCAAUCUCCAGACAACCCCCUCCUCUAUCUAACUACCAUGACACCGUUUCCUCUUCUGGAUACGAGAUCAUCGUAUCGCGUAUGCUCUCUCGGCAUGCCACGACUGCCAGUACACACAACUCGGCAUCAAGGCUUCCGCGAGUGGCUAGCCGGCGGCCUUAUGCUUGAAGUUCACCAGAUACUGCGGAAAGCCUCGGUUCGCUACUACGAUGUCGAAGUAGUCAUCCGAAAACCGUUCAAGACACCCGGUCCGGACAGCGAGUACCAUAAGACUGUAAUUGCUUUAGCGGAUAUCUCGGUGGCAGAUGACCACGCCAACUGGGCCAUCGCAGCACGAACGAUUCUGGAGCGGUUGAUAGCCCUGGGACGCGACGACAUAAACGUCGAGACCACGGACGUUGAAGCCGCAUGGUCGUUCAAUAAUUCCGUCGUCUUCGACGACGAAACAGCAUAA
This is a messenger RNA of Alternaria incomplexa, 609 nucleotides long. RefSeq lists its product as uncharacterized. The transcript has a single exon. NCBI's taxonomy places the organism in Eukaryota, Fungi, Ascomycota, Dothideomycetes, Pleosporales, Pleosporaceae. The coding region runs from base 1 to 609 and encodes 202 amino acids. The record is from RefSeq and is a predicted model, not a curated record.